ACUUGUUUACUUUUUUAUUUUGCUCACGGAUAUGAGUUAUAAAACAGGCAUUGAAAGUACAAACAUCUAAUUCUUUUAGGGGAUUUUCGCUUUGGCGAUUUACGUACGGGGAUGCCAAACAGGAAAUAAAAGCACUGUUGUCUCUAAGGAACCGGCCAUUUGAUACAUCAGAAACAUUCAAAGAGAAGUCUCCCUUUUGUCAACUAAAUGGCUUAUCGGAGGAGGACAUACAGAGCAUCAUGUCAAGAACAGUUUGUGCCAAGUCUGCCUUUGAACUGUGGGGUCAUGGAAAAUCAACGGCAGAGCUGAAGGCAUCAUUGUUACGGUAUCCAGUAGAGAACAUGGCUCCAUAUUUACAACAUAAUUCAACAUAUAAGAUUAAUGUCUACACAUUCAACAAGACCUUAGUGUUUGAGGACCGAAUCAAGAAGAUUGAUGCUCUAGACUUCCUGCCUUUUGAAGGGAAAGUCAAUUUAAAGGAUCCAGAUCACAUAUUUUGUUUGCUGGAGGAUUAUGGCUCUGAUCCAAAUGAGAUUCCAGAGGAGCCUUUCCAUAUAUAUUUCGGGAGAUGGAUUGCAGAUGGUCAGAGAGAACUAAUCCGUUCCUACAGUGUUAAGAAGAGACAUUUCAUUGGGAACACUAGUAUGGAUGCAGGUCUCUCUUUCAUCAUGGCCAAUCAUGCCAAAGUAAAGGCUAAUGACUUGGUUUAUGAUCCUUUUGUUGGGACAGGUAGUCUUCUGGUAGCUUGUUCGCGCUUUGGAGCUUAUGUAUGUGGGACAGACAUCGAUUAUAACACUAUCCAUGGAAUAGGAAAGGCCAGCAGGAAGGAUCAGAAAUGGAGAGGCCCAGAUGAGAAUAUCCGUGCAAACCUGCGGCAAUAUGGGACGGAGAGUCUGUAUUUGGACGUCAUGGUUUCCGACGCUUCCAAGCAUGUGUGGAGAAAAGGCGCUAAGUUUGAUGCCAUCGUUACAGACCCUCCAUAUGGUAUUCGUGAGUCCACAAGGAGAACGGGAUCCCAUAAAGACAUCACCAAACCUCUUGAGGACUUCUCUGGAGAGAGCCAUGUCCCUGUUUCAAUGGCAUAUCACUUGAGUGACAUCUUUGCUGACCUCUUGAAUUUUGCGGCACACCACUUGGUGUUGGGUGGGCGUCUUGUCUACUGGCUUCCAGUUUACAGACCAGAGUACUGUGAGGAGAUGGUGCCUCUUCAUCCUUGUCUCACUCUGAUAAGCAACUGUGAACAAACUCUUUCCAGCCAUACUUCACGAAGACUUAUCACCAUGGAGAAAACCAAGGAGCCUGAGGAAUCAGACAGACUAAUGCACCUUGCAGACCCUCGCUUCACCCCAUACCAGGGUCACAACUCAUUCAGAGAGAAAUACUUCAGUGGCCUCACCAAGAAGAACGCAAAGGAGAAUGCCAAAACCACCUCAGGGGAGUAACGCACGAAAAGAUAAAACAUUUUAAGUCAAAUUUUUAUUUAUUUGUUUUUAAACUUUCUUUUUUUUUUUUUACCAGUGUUGUAUCACAUGUAAAUAUGUUGUUUAGCUACAAAAUGUGAUUUCAAUAAUAAAAAAAACUCAACUUUA
Myxocyprinus asiaticus (Chinese sucker) is the source of this 1589-nucleotide messenger RNA. RefSeq names its product tRNA (guanine(10)-N2)-methyltransferase homolog. NCBI's taxonomy places the organism in Eukaryota, Metazoa, Chordata, Actinopteri, Cypriniformes, Catostomidae. The coding region runs from base 240 to 1442 and encodes 400 amino acids. Gene Ontology annotation, cellular component: cytoplasm. Gene Ontology annotation, biological process: methylation. The record is from RefSeq and is a predicted model, not a curated record. Gene Ontology annotation, molecular function: nucleic acid binding. The transcript has 13 exons.